AUGCCAUCGCCCAUGGCACCUCUUGCCCGCGUGCAGGCUCCUCUGCGGAGGGCUCUCGCCUCGUCGGCUCGCUCCCGAGCCUUUGCCACCGUUCCUCCCACCUUCGGCACGACAUCCGAAGCUGCAUCGCAACCCCCGAAAGCCCGCAGACCGACCUACUUCAAGGACAAGAGUCUCGCGUCGCUGGACGACUUCAUCGCGAGCAAGGGCGACCCCGCGGCCCUCUCCGAGGCUGAGGCCUACGAGAUUCGCACCGUUGAGGUCACGGGCCCGACGGGCAAGAAGAAGACCAUCACCCGCCUCCCGGAGUGGCUCAAGACGCCCAUCCCCGCCGGCAACGAGAACUACAAGUCCAUCAAGAAGGAUCUGCGCGGUCUGGGAUUGCACACGGUAUGCGAGGAGGCCAAGUGCCCCAACAUCUCCGAGUGCUGGGGCGGCUCCUCCAAGAGCGCGGCGACGGCGACCAUCAUGCUCAUGGGCGACACGUGUACGCGCGGAUGCCGUUUCUGCAGUGUAAAGACCAACCGCGCGCCGGCGCCGCUGGAUCCCCAUGAGCCGGAGCACACGGCCGAGGCGCUGGCUAGGUGGGGGUUGGGAUACGUUGUUCUGACGUCCGUUGACCGCGAUGACCUGGCGGACGGUGGAGCGCGGCACUUCGCCGAGACGAUUAGCAAGAUCAAGGCCAAGAAGCCGAGCCUGCUGGUCGAGGCGCUGACGGGCGACUUCAUGGGCGACUUGGACAUGGUGAAGAUUGUGGCGGAGAGCGGACUGGAUGUGUACGCGCACAAUGUUGAGACGGUGGAGGCGCUGACGCCGUAUGUGCGUGAUCGGAGGGCUACGUUUGCACAGAGCAUCAAGGUGCUUGCACGGGUCAAGGAGGUGAAGCCUGAGAUGAUUACCAAGACGAGUUUGAUGCUUGGAUUGGGCGAGCAGGAGGAGGAGAUUAUGGAUGCUUUGAGGCAACUCCGCAAAGCAAACGUCGACGUCGUCACCUUCGGCCAGUACAUGCGCCCGACGAAGCGCCACCUCAAGGUCGAGAAAUACGUCACUCCCGACGAGUUUGAGAUGUGGAAGCAGCGCGCGCUGGAUAUGGGAUUCCUGUACUGUGCCAGCGGUCCUCUGGUGCGUAGCAGUUACAAGGCCGGCGAGGCGUUUAUCGAGAACGUGCUGCGCAAGAGGGCGGGCGAGAAGGCUGGCAUGGCCGCGAGCGGAAGGCUGGGCCAGACUGUUGCUCUGGAGGAGGGUUUCAAGACGCUUUAG
Molecule: messenger RNA, 1260 nt
Organism: Colletotrichum acutatum
Lineage: Eukaryota; Fungi; Ascomycota; Sordariomycetes; Glomerellales; Glomerellaceae
Product: lipoyl synthase
Exons: 2
Coding region: 1-1260 (419 amino acids)
Biological process (GO): lipoate biosynthetic process
Cellular component (GO): mitochondrion
Molecular function (GO): lipoate synthase activity; 4 iron, 4 sulfur cluster binding
Source: RefSeq, a predicted model, not a curated record